Naegleria lovaniensis is the source of this 2277-nucleotide messenger RNA. RefSeq lists its product as uncharacterized. The transcript has a single exon. Lineage: Eukaryota; Heterolobosea; Eutetramitea; Acrasida; Naegleriidae. Gene Ontology annotation, biological process: transcription preinitiation complex assembly; DNA-templated transcription initiation; transcription by RNA polymerase III. Bases 1 to 2277 code for a protein of 758 amino acids. The record is from RefSeq and is a predicted model, not a curated record. Gene Ontology annotation, cellular component: transcription preinitiation complex; nucleus; transcription factor TFIIIB complex. Gene Ontology annotation, molecular function: RNA polymerase III general transcription initiation factor activity; TBP-class protein binding; RNA polymerase III type 3 promoter sequence-specific DNA binding.
AUGAGUGCAUCAUCACCAACAAAUUCUGUGGCAUCCUCAUCGGGGUCGUCUUCUCGCACGCCAAGCCUUUCGGAAGAGGAGGACCAUGAAGAAAUGAUGAGCAUGUAUGGAAAACGAUCAUCAUUGAGAGGAAAUACUCAACAACAACAACAACAGUACUAUGACGAUGGAACACGAUGUAGCCAUUGUGGAGCUUCUUUGGAAUUUGUUGAUUCCGAUGGUAUUUAUGGCGAUUGUUGUACGGAAUGUGGAACAAGUAUUUCAUCAUCAGCCGGUUUUCAAACUAGCUCUAUUUUUAGAGAAGAGAUUGAGUUUGAUAAGGAUGAUUCGACGAAACUUGGUCGUCAUGUUUCUAAUGACGAAGGUUUGAUCGGUGCAUAUAUUUUUGCCACAGCAGAAGAUCCUAAUUCUGUCAUUCAGGGAUUGAGUUCUAAAGCUCAAGCUCGAUUGCAAAGACAAAUAUCGGCCAAGCACAAGGCCGAAACACGAGCACAAAAACUUUUAGCUGCUCUUAAUGUUCCACAACGAUAUUUACCAGAGGUGAUGGAUCUAGUUUGUAAAAUGGCUGAACGACCGAGUGAUGAGUCACGAAAAAAGACUAGUAGGAAAAUACACAGCAAUGAUAUUGCGGAAGACACAACAGACAACACUUCCAUGAUUUAUAAUUUAAAUACAGGUGAAUAUGUAAUAGAUCAUGACGAGGAUGAAACCGAGAUUGAUUUUGACGAAGAGGCUGUCUCACCAUCCAAAGACUGCAAGAUUGAGUCUAGUGAAGGAAACAGUCCUGAAAGAAUUUUCGAUAUACCAGAUUAUUCUAAUACUAACGCGCCACCCUCUAUUGAAGACCAACGUGAACACAAUAUGGCUCUUCUCAAAGAAAAGUUUAAAACAACUCUCUACUCUAACAAGACAUCCAAUUCUCAACAAGCUAAGGAACCAGAAGUUGACUCAACAUCGACAAAAUUAUUACGAUAUACACGAACAAAGUGGAUCGAUGGAAUAAUUUGUGGAUCGAUAUAUGUUGUUUGUCGACGUGCUAAAUUACCACUCACUCUUUUAGAUCUUUCAGAGGUCACUGGAUACAGUAUUUUUGAGCUGGGAAAGAAAUACAAAGCAAUUUGUCAUAAUUUUGGAAUUCAAGUCGACCCCCUUGAUCUAGAGGUGCUGUGUGACAGAAUGACGAAUGAGUUUGAAGAUUGUUUUUUAGAUGCAAACAGCAAUGUAGAUAUGAAAAAGAAAACAGAUGUCAACAUGAGAAUGAGACGAAUCAUACGAGUAGCCAUCAAAGAAUGUCUGGAUACAGGACGUCGGCCAGUGGCUCUUGUUGGAGCUGCGCUGAUAAUGGCCAUGCAAUCAUGUUCUAUCAAACUAACUUGCCGAGAAGUUGCAGAAUAUACGCACACAGGAGAAAACACGAUACGAGAAAGAUAUAAGGAAUUGAAGCAGUUAUUACUUAAUCUCUCAAACGAAUUACCAUUUCAUCAUGAAAUUUGUGCCAAAGAUGUGUCAUUCAAUCGAUAUUUAAGCUUUAUUUUGGAACAUGUAGAAGCUCUUAGAGAUUUACAUCGAACGAAAACAGAACUGGACCCCGAUUCUCCAACACGUCUUUCAGAUAUAUCAUCAACCUCUGCAUCCACUGUAAAAUCUGAAGACACUUCCUCUCAGAUGAUACCUCAGGAAGUUCUCAAAUCUAGUCUGCAACGACUUGAAACAAUGACAAAAGGAAAACUAUCUAAAGAAAUUGCAUUAAUUAAUUCGCAACUUUCAGAGUCAUUACCUCCCUCAUUCAUUCAAUCUCAGCUGUGUAAAGAAAAGAGAAGAGGAGCUGUGCAGCUUGCCAAACAACGAAUACAGCAGUCGAUGAUGAAUAAUUUAACUAAACACGAGGAUGAGAAAAAACCCUUAACGACGUCAUCACAGCCAGUGUCUGCGGAAGUUUUAGAAAUGGAAAAAUUACUUCUUGAGGGUGUUCCUGAAGAGGCUCUUAUUUCAGGACAAAGACAUCAAAGCUCAAUACCGUAUUAUAUGGGAAGGGAAGGUGUAAAUACAGGUGAAGAAUUAACAGACAUGGACAUAUCACAACAAGAGUUAAAUUCCAUGAUUAGAAGUAAGGAAGAGGUUGAAAUAAUGAUGGCUAUUCGAACAGAGCUUGGUGAUGAUGUAGAUGCUGAACUAUCUAUUAAGCAAGCACAAAAGAAGAGAAAAAAGGAGGAAGAGGAGUCAGCUACCAUCUCUUCCAAGUUAAUGCAUCAACCCUCCAAGAAAAAUAAAAAGUAG